Colletotrichum abscissum is the source of this 612-nucleotide messenger RNA. RefSeq lists its product as uncharacterized. The record is from RefSeq and is a predicted model, not a curated record. The coding region runs from base 1 to 612 and encodes 203 amino acids. The transcript has 3 exons. NCBI's taxonomy places the organism in Eukaryota, Fungi, Ascomycota, Sordariomycetes, Glomerellales, Glomerellaceae.
AUGGCACGAAAGCGAAGACAUUGGGAGAAUCACCCGCCGGACGGAGUAAAUAUGGAAUCAAAGGUUAGGAAGGCAGGAAGUGCCCAGAUCAUCGGAGGGGUUAGCUACCGUUUUGCACUUGUCCGACACCGUCGAGCAGGGACGGGCAGGCACUGUAAAGGUAAUGGGUCCGAACUGGGAGGAGCGCAGGACCGACACCAGCACCAGUACCAGCACGGAGCCCCUCCCAAGGCCUCACCACCGUUUUCCCACCGUCAGGACCUUGAACACGUCGAUUCAGCAGAGGACGCUGAGGGCAGACUCCCUCCCACAAAGGGUCGAAACAGUCAUGGCCUGUCUGGGGCCACUCGACGGACGGGGUCGACCAGGGUGCUUGGCCGUAUCUGGACCCAGUGGGCGAGAAUCUCCAACCCAGCGACUACCAUGAAUGGCCAGGCCUUCAGGCUUCAUUCAGUGCCGCAGCCUUCGUCCCUCUUCAUGUUUGACCGGCAGUCAAGGACCCAAAAGUGGCCAGAAAAACCGGACAAGUUCAAGCCCAAUCGACCCGAAAAAAACCUCCCAAGCAUCACUGCGACACAGCAACAGCAAACUAUCGACCGCAGGCACGAGUAG